AUGCCGUUAUCAAAGUCUUUAUCAAAGAUACAAAAAAAUUUCAAAUCUGGUGGUAAGAAACCCAUGGUACAUCCAAGAGGCCGUAAAUUCCAGCAGCUUAAUAGAGGAACUUUGCGUGAGAAUAAAAUAGCGGCCAAGAAGAAAGCUUACAAUGAACGGAGGUCAAACGAGCUAGCGAGGGUCAAGUUUAUCCAAGAUGUGAUCAAUCUGGACUCAUUCAAAGAUCAGAAAACUUUCGACCAUCGUGAAUCUGCUGUGUUCAUACAACAGUUCAUCUCCCGUGAUGAUCCAGAGUUAGAGGAAUUCAAGAAGAAAAGAAGAGAUAACAGGCCGCCUUCCAAUAAACAGUUGAUCUUACAGCAGAAGAGAGAUUCGGAGAUGGAAGAGUUUAAGAAAGGUUUCUUAUGCCCUGAUUUAACGGAUGAGAAAAACGUCAAAUUUCUGAGAAAUUGGAAUCAAUCUUUUGGCAUGAUGAGUACGCUUAAAAUGGUUAGAAUAAACACUGACGGUGAGCAGGUCGUUGGUGGGAAUGCUAAGCCAGCUACCGACAAUAAAGAUGUGGACAUGCAAUAA
Molecule: messenger RNA, 573 nt
Organism: Torulaspora delbrueckii
Lineage: Eukaryota; Fungi; Ascomycota; Saccharomycetes; Saccharomycetales; Saccharomycetaceae
Gene: TMA16
Product: Tma16p
Exons: 1
Coding region: 1-573 (190 amino acids)
Cellular component (GO): nucleus
Source: RefSeq, a predicted model, not a curated record